Messenger RNA from Solanum stenotomum, 4184 nucleotides. RefSeq names its product putative pentatricopeptide repeat-containing protein At5g09950. The record is from RefSeq and is a predicted model, not a curated record. The transcript has a single exon. The coding region runs from base 114 to 3374 and encodes 1086 amino acids. Lineage: Eukaryota; Viridiplantae; Streptophyta; Magnoliopsida; Solanales; Solanaceae. Gene Ontology annotation, biological process: RNA modification. Gene Ontology annotation, molecular function: protein binding; zinc ion binding; RNA binding.
AUAGAAUUGGCAUAAGCAUUGCUUCCUAAAAACAAGUUUUUAGAGGGGCAGAAAUGGCGACAAGGUUAAAUGAGGUAACAGUAGAAACUUUUUGAGCUCAAUCAUCGGUGACCAUGUUUAUGGCAGCAAUGAUACAAACGCGAAACAAGCUACUGAAUCAUAAUCCAAAUCCUACUUUCGGUUUCACCACAGUUGCAGCUUCUAUUCUUCACUCUUUCUCAAAUCACUCUGUUUUUCCCUCCAUCGCUAGAACAAAUAACAUAUCUUUUCCUCCAACCCAAGAACCAGUAUUUCAAUUCAAAGACUCCACUUAUCCCUUGAAUAGCAAUACAAAACAUUUGGGAGCCGCUGUUUUGCUGGAAAAGUCAGUCUAUUCUGUUCCUAUAGUUUCAGAUAAGUGCGAGUUUCUAGUGCAAAAAUAUCUUCUUUCUUUUUCUGAAAACGAUGCCCAAAGACUCCAUUUGGAUAUUAUUAAAUAUGGGGUUGUUAAAGAUUUGUACUUGUGCAACACCCUUAUUAAUUUGUAUGUAAAAAAUGCUGAUUUGAUCUCUGCUCAUGAUGUGUUCGAUGAAAUGCCGAACAGAAAUCUAGUUACGUGGGCGUGUUUGAUUACGGGUUAUUCACAAAAUGGAAUGCCUGAUGAGGCAUGUGGAGUUUUCCAAGAAAUGGUUUCGUCCGGGUUUAUUCCUAAUCAUUAUGCUUGUGGUAGUGCUUUGAGGUCUUGUCAGGGUUUAGGUGCUUGUGGGUUGAGGUUGGGGAUGCAAAUUCAUGGUUUGCUUUUGAAAACAGGGCAUGCUUCUAAUGAAGUUGUUUCCAAUGUCUUGAUCUCGAUGUACGGAAGUUGUGCAGGUCAUGGUGAUUAUGCUUGGCGUGUUUUUGAAGAGAUAAAGAAUAAGAAUUCUGUAUCAUGCAAUUCUAUUAUUUCAGUUUACUCUCAGCGAGACACAGUUUCUGCCUUUGAGCUCUUCUCUUUUAUGCAAAAAGAGGAUUUGGGGUUUACUUUUAAACCAACUGAGUUCACUUUUGGCAGCUUAAUUACUACUGCUGCUAAUCAUGUUAAUUGUGGUUUGCUUUUACUGGAGCAGCUUCUGGCAAACAUUGAAAAGUCUGGACUCUUGGAAGACUUGUAUGUUGGCAGUGCUCUGCUCAGUGGUUUUGGAAGGCUUGGGUCUCUCGAUACAGCGUUGAAGGUUUUUAAACAGAUGGGUGCAAGGAAUGCAGUGUCCUUGAACGGGCUCAUGGUCGGAUUGGUGAGACUUGGUCAGGGAGAAGACGCAGCUAAGGUUUUCAUGGAGAUAAGAGACUUAGUUAAAAUCAAUCCUGAUUCCUUUGUGGUUCUUUUCAGUGCAUUUUCUGAAUUCUCUUCGUUGGAAGAAGGGGAAAUAAGAGGCAGAGAGCUACAUGCAUAUGUUAUUCGAACUGGUCUGUGCAACUCCAAGGCUGCUAUUGGAAAUGCUCUGAUUAAUAUGUAUUCUAAAUUUGGUGAAAUCCAAAUUGCCCAUUCUGUUUUCCAGCUCAUGGUUAAUAAGGAUUCAGUAUCAUGGAACUCUAUGAUCUCUGCUCUAGAUCAAAAUGAUUGUUUUGAAGAUGCAAUAUUAACCUUCCAAUCUAUGAGGAGAAUAGGUCUGAUGGCUUCAAACUACUCACUGAUAAGUGGUUUAAGUUCUUGUGAAAGCCUGAAUUGGAUAAGAUUGGGGGAACAAUUGCACAGUGAAGGGAUAAAGUUAGGACUUGAUGUUGAUGUUUCAGUGUCUAAUACUCUUCUUGCUUUAUAUGCUGAUACUGGAUGUGUGACUGAAUGCAAGAAAUUGUUUACCUUGAUGCCAGAACAUGAUCUAGUUUCAUGGAAUACCAUUAUCGGUGCAUUAGGUGAUUCUGAGACGUCUAUUUCUGAAGCCAUAGAGUACUUCAGACAGAUGAUGUGUGCUGGAUGGAGUCCUAACAAUGUGACAUUUAUAAAUGUCCUUUCAGCAAUAUCAUCUCUUUCUCUUCUUGGUCUUGUUCGUCAAAUCCAUGCUCUGGUGCUAAAAUAUAGUGCAAUGGAUGCUAAGUCUAUUGAAAACACAUUUCUUGCUUGUUAUGGUAAGUGUGGGGAAAUGGAUGACUGUGAGAACAUAUUUUCUGAGAUGUCUGACAGGAAGGAUGAUGUGAGUUGGAAUUUAAUGAUCUCUGGAUAUUUACACAAUGAGAUCUUACCAAAAGCCAUGGACUUAGUCUGGCUUAUGCUGCACAAGGGACAGAAAUUAGAUGGCUUCACAUUUGCCUCUGUUCUCAGUGCAUGUGCCUCAAUCGCAACAUUGGAGCAUGGCAUGGAAGUUCAUGCUUGUGCAAUUAGAGCCUGUUUGGAAUCUGACAUUGUUGUUGGGAGUGCUCUUGUUGACAUGUAUGCCAAAUGUGGAAGAAUAGAUUAUGCUUCAAGGUUUUUUGAUUUAAUGCCUGCACGUAAUAUAUAUUCAUGGAACUCAAUGAUAUCUGGUUAUGCACGGCAUGGACACGGACAUAAAGCACUAGAGCUUUUUACAAAAAUGAAGAUGGAUGGUCAAACACCUGACCAUGUCACAUUUGUUGGUGUCUUAUCAGCUUGUAGCCACGUGGGAUUUGUCGGGCAGGGCAUGGACUACUUUGAUUCCAUGAGCAAACAAUAUGGACUGACACCUCGGAUUGAACAUUUCUCAUGCAUGGUUGAUAUCCUGGGACGAGCAGGGCAGAUGAAUAAAUUGGAGGACUUCAUCAAUAAAAUGCCAUUAAAGCCCAAUGCACUUAUCUGGAGGACUGUGCUUGGAGCCUGUGGUCGAGCAAGCAGUCGUAAAACAGAUCUAGGUAGGAAGGCUGCUCACAUGCUCUUGGAGUUGGAACCUCAUAAUGCUGUGAAUUAUGUGCUUCUUGCAAAUAUGUAUGCUUCAGGAGGGAAGUGGGAGGAUGUGGCAGAGGCUCGGCGUGCAAUGCGAGAAGCAACAGUUAGGAAAGAAGCUGGAUGCAGCUGGGUUAGCAUGAGAGAUGGUGUUCAUGUUUUUGUAGCUGGUGAUCAAUCACAUCCAGAUAAACAUGCAAUUUAUGAAAAACUUAAGGAACUGCACAAGAGGAUUAGGGAUGCAGGGUAUGCACCACAGAUUAAAUAUGCAUUGUAUGAUCUUGAACUGGAGAAUAAGGAAGAACUCCUCAGCUAUCAUAGUGAAAGACUUGCAGUUGCUUUUGUUCUUACACGGAAAUCAGAUAUGCCAAUCAGAAUAAUGAAAAACCUUCGAGUUUGUGGGGACUGUCACUCUGCCUUCAGGUACAUUUCACAGGUUGUUGGUAGACAAAUAGUAUUACGAGACUCCAACAGAUUUCAUCAUUUUGCUGAUGGAAAGUGUUCAUGUAACGAUUACUGGUGAUAGAUCAAAUGUUUUCUAACUUAAAGAAAGGGAUGCUACUUAAUGGGGCAAUAACAGACGAAGCAAUAGAAAAGGUUCAAGCAUGUCAUGUCUGAAGUAAAGGAGAGAGGCAGUUUGCAAGGGUGUUGCAUCAAUUAUUCUGGUGAGGACCUCAACAUUAUUUAGUCAAGUGUGCCAUAAUCUUGGUGUGGUUUGAAUUACUUGCCAUAUUUCUUUAACGUUUUAUGACAUGAAUCAGCUAGAAUGACAGCUAAUGACACCAUCAAUUAAAAGGAGUAUGGCAAAUGUAAGGAGAGUUGAGAAUAGCAAACCCUAUGUAAGCAUGUAUCCAAGUUGUUGGCAGACAAAUAGUAUUAUGAGACUCCUGCAGAUUUCAUCAUUUUGUGCACUUGCUUAGUGGUCAAUGAAGUUGGAAGGGACCAUGGGAAACCGGGGUUCAGAACUUCAAAUCCCUGCGGAGGCGAAAGAUUGUUAGAUGAUUUCUUCCCAUCUGUCUAAGCUUGGGAACAAAGUUACCCAUGUACACGUAUUGGUGAGAAGCAGCAGGUACCAAGUGAAUUAGUCGAGAUGUGCACAAGCUGGCCCAUACAUCACCACCAACACCUAAUAUGCCUCAGUCCCAAACAAGUUGGUGCUGGCACCACCAUUGUUGAAAAAAUAGAUUUUUGCUGAUGGGAGUGUUCUUGUGAUAAUUAUUGGUGAUUGAUCAAAUUCUGUCUAACUUAGAGAAAGGAGUGUUGCUUAAUGGGGAAUUUCAAAACAGACGAAGUAAUGGGAAGAGUUCAGCAUGUCAAUGAAGCAUGGGAAGGG